AAACUAAACUCCACGUGUCACCGCCUCCCUCAACUUCCAUCCUCCUUUUAUUACUUCCCUCUCAUUCUCAAACCUGCAUUCCAAAUCACACAAAACCACCAUUAUUAUAAAUCAUCUCCACCUUGAGAACCUGAUAAUGGCACUAGAAUGGGUUAUUCUCGGCUACGCCGCCGCCGCAGAAGCCGUGAUGGUGCUCCUCCUCACCAUCCCCGGCCUCGACGGCCUCCGCAAAGGCCUCGUGGCCGUCACGCGGAACCUCCUCAAGCCAUUCCUCUCCGUCGUCCCCUUCUGUCUCUUCUUGCUCAUGGAUAUAUACUGGAAAUACGAGACGCGGCCGCACUGCGAGUCGCCUGGAUCGUGCACGCCAACGGAACAUUUGAGGCACCAGAAAUCGAUGUUUAAGAGCCAGCGGAACGCGUUGUUGAUCGCUUCGGCGUUGUUGUUUUAUUGGCUGUUGUUUACGGUGACGAGAUUGGUGGUGCAGAUUGAGCAGUUGAAUCAGCGUGUGGAGAAAUUGAAGAAUCAGGAUUGAUUUAGGUCUUUUCGUAUCCGUGUUUUCGAUAUUGCGGUUUUUGAUUUAUUAAUGUUUUAGGGUUGUAAUGAAAAUGAUGGAUUGUAGAAUUUUAUGUGUUUGAUUGAAUAGUAUGAUGUUCUGUUUGUUUUCUGAUU
Molecule: messenger RNA, 669 nt
Organism: Daucus carota subsp. sativus
Lineage: Eukaryota; Viridiplantae; Streptophyta; Magnoliopsida; Apiales; Apiaceae
Exons: 3
Coding region: 137-532 (131 amino acids)
Biological process (GO): intracellular protein transport; endoplasmic reticulum to Golgi vesicle-mediated transport
Cellular component (GO): endoplasmic reticulum membrane; endoplasmic reticulum
Source: RefSeq, a predicted model, not a curated record